Alternaria arborescens is the source of this 1755-nucleotide messenger RNA. RefSeq lists its product as hypothetical. The transcript is spliced from 3 exons. The record is from RefSeq and is a predicted model, not a curated record. Gene Ontology annotation, molecular function: protein dimerization activity. Lineage: Eukaryota; Fungi; Ascomycota; Dothideomycetes; Pleosporales; Pleosporaceae. The coding region runs from base 1 to 1755 and encodes 584 amino acids.
AUGAUAGAGUUUACCAACCCAGAGGCAGCAAGGGCGUUGUGGAGCAGCCACAACAGCGUCAGUCAGUACGUGAUACGGCUCUACAAGUUUCUAUUGCCGCAGGUUGUCGCUGAGCUUAAGGCGGCCGUUAGCAAGAUCCAUAUAAGCUUUAACAGGUGGACAACUAAAGGCGGCAAACGUAGCUUCUUUGGAGUAGUUGCGCACUACGCAACUGCUGAGGGCGCUGUUAAGGACCUCCCAAUCGACUUGCCGCAACUGUCGGGCGUCCACGCAGGCGAGAGGAUAGCUAGUUGUAUUGAAAAUACGCUGCGGAAGUUUGGGAUAACAGCGUCAAAGCUGGGUUACUUCAUGCUCGACAACGCCUACAACAACGACGCCGCGAUUAAGACACUUGGCAGCAAAUACGGCUUUGUUGCUAGCCACCGUCGCCUGCGCUGUAGCGCUCAUACGAUAAACCUCGUCGGCCAGGCAGUGUUGUUUAGCUCCAACAAGGACACCUUUGACAACGACGCGGUCAACCUCCAGGACGAGGAGCGCUUCCUCCUAGAGUGGCGUAAACGAGGUCCGCUCGGGACGCUGCUAGACGUUAUUAAUUAUAUCAAGACGCCUCAGCAGCAUGAGGUUUUCCGGAACUUUCAAGAACUAGCUAACCGCGAGCUGCCUGCUGACAACUACAAGAUACUUGAGGUUGUAAAGCCUUGCGUUACCCGCUGGAACUCGUAUUGCUCCGCCCUUGAGCGCGCCGUCCAAUUGCAACCAGCUUUUAACUCGUAUAUCGCGACUCGCGGAAACAAGACACCUGAAGCGCCCCCGUGGAUGAGAUCAGGCGGGCUGUCAGCCAACGACUGGGCUGUUGUGAAUGACUAUAUCGAGAUCUUGUUGCCCUUAAGGUCAGCUACUAAACGGUUAGAGGGCCGCGGAAAAAGCGGACGCUUUGGAGCGAUAUACGAGGUGUUGCCAGUCUUUGAGUACCUACUUGUUGAGUUCGAACAGCGCUACAAACCUUUUGAGCUUGUUGACUACGAGGCAACUAAUGCGCCUGAGGACCACCUCGCGAUUAACCUAAAAGCUGCCUGGGUGAAGCUUAACGACUACUACAACCGGCUCGACGACUCGCCUGUGUACUACGCCGCCACCGCUCUCCACCCAUACUACAAGUCCUAUUGCGACCGCGCGUGGCGCGAUAAGCCAAGCUGGCUUAGCAAAUCAAAAGAUGCUUUCCAGCAACUUUGGAGCACCUACCAGGUGUCGAGGAGCCCUCGGGGGCGGCCGAGAGAGCGCAACCCAAGCGCUAUUGACGACGCUAUCGCAGCUGUAAUGGAGGAUCUCGACUCCGACGAGGAGGGCUGCGACGAGUAUUUGCGCUGGCGCAACUUCGAGCCAAAAUGGACAAAGACAGUCUUUGAAAGCCCUAGCAGCAACCCAGUAACCUACUGGGUUAAGUUGCGAGACAAAUACCCAACGCUUGCGCGCUUUGCAAUUGAUGUAUUGACAAUUCCAGCUACUAGUUGCGAUUGCGAGCGCAUGUUUAGCGAGCUUGGUGAUCUCCUUGCUCCUCGACGACGCAAUAUUGGGUCGCAACUCCUCGCCGCGCUUCAGUGUAUACGAUCCUGGAUGAGAGACGGCAAGCGUUUGCCAGUGAGGGCACCUGCGCUUAGCGACGACGACCUUGACAGGUUGUACGACCUUAUGUCGUGGGAUAAGCUUGAUGAGACGGGUAAGUACUUGAAGCCUAGGCCUGCGCAACUUAGCUAA